This is a messenger RNA of Xenopus laevis (African clawed frog), 2713 nucleotides long. It is a transcript of the gene glmp.L, whose product is annotated as glycosylated lysosomal membrane protein L homeolog. The transcript has 6 exons. Lineage: Eukaryota; Metazoa; Chordata; Amphibia; Anura; Pipidae. Gene Ontology annotation, cellular component: lysosomal membrane; lysosome. The record is from RefSeq and is a predicted model, not a curated record. The coding region runs from base 160 to 1377 and encodes 405 amino acids.
UUCUAUAGAGAUUUCCUCUCCACUUCCGGAGCGCCAAGAACCGCGUCAUCUUGCCCCGACGCAUCAUGGGAGCUGAAUCCACAGGCUCCUGAAUCGGCUGACAGGUCAUGUGACAAGGCGGAAGUACUGUCAGGGAAAAUAGAAGCGGCAGCCGGUGGAAUGGGUUGUACGCGGGGCUGGCGGCUGCUCUUGCUGCUCGGCCUUGUGUGUGUGGGGGCGCUGCAGGGCCGGGGGCAGGAGGAGAGCCGGGAGGUCUCCCUGCAGUACAACCCCGGCUCUUCUGACACGUCAGUGAAUGUGGUGCACGUGCGAGCGGUGGGGAACGGGAGCACUAUUCACUAUGUCUGGAGCACCAUCGGCACCCCCACUGUCCUACUUAUAUUCACCCACAGUGAGACGAGCCAACUGCAAGUCAACUGGACCAAACUAUUAUCUCCGGCACCCCAGGGGGCCCUCCGUAUAGAGCCAGCGGAGAGUGUGAGCUAUGCCACCGCCCUCCUGUUCACCAGGAUCUUUGAAUAUCAGGAUGUGAACAACACGGCCAACUUCUCCGGGACGGACGAGAAGUAUUUCUACCCUGCGUACAACUUGUCCGACUUCCUCUGGGACAGCGCCAAUGCCACCAUUAAUGCCACUUCUCUCAGUGCCAACCUGACCGGCUACAAUGCCUCCGACCCCACCGACAGCUUUCACAACGGCAGUGUCUCUUUCAGGAUCUCUGCAUACAGCUCCUCAGGACGGGACUCCUCCUCCCCACGCCUGCGCCAUACAGCCAACUGCACCAAGCUGGAGUUCCUGGUAGCGGGUGUCAGGCCUCGGGGCAAUAACUCCCGCUUUGCCCUAGAGAUGGUAACCAUUGAGAAAGAGGGGCGCAAGAAAAUGGAGUCUGUACACUCGAUUGAUGAUGAGUACACCCCAACUAUAUUCGAGAUGAUGCAGUUAGUGCCAGAUGCACCUAAUUCUAGCCACGCCCGGGGAUUUCUCCAGUGGAAGUCGGUGGCUUAUGGAUCUCCCAGUGGCACCCGAGCAGAUAUUCUCCCAUGCCAGCUGCACCCGCUGAGGCCCUUCAAUACCACUUUUCCUGCUGGCAGCAUUGCCCACGCCUACUUUGGGGACGACUUGGCAGACGCAUACAAACUGGAGGCCUUUAAUAUCUCCUUUGGGAUAGCGGAUGGCGACUUUUACGACAAAAACAGGUUUCUGAGCUGGUCGGCCCUGAUUGGCUACGGUGAGCCGCCCCGUGACUCCUUUUCUAUCCUGGUUAUCUGUAUCAUGGCUGUGGCCCUGGGGACCCCCCUGUUGCUGCUCAUUGUGGGGACCCUUGUAGUGACGGCCCUGAGGCACAAAGUCUAUUCUAAUUACGAGCCCAUAAACUGACCAAUGGCACGUGGACUCGCUGAUUCAUUUAUAACUGGACACGCGACCCUGUCCCGGGGCUGCUGGGAUAUUGGUCCUUUUUUUUCCUCUUCAGCCGCUGCCUCAUUGAUGGAAACACUGUAUUUCUGCCAUGUUUCUGGCCAAAAAAAAACCACUAUUUUUUACAAUGCGCUUUUUUUUUUGGGAAAACGUUUUUUUUUUUUUUCCGGUUUAAUCAGUUAAUAGUGCUGCUCCAGCAGAAUUCUGCACUGAAAUCCAUUUCUCAAAAGAGCAAACACAUUUAUUUAUAUUUGGGGCUAGACAUAUUGUCAGUUUCCCAGCUGCCCCCAGUCAUGUGACUUGUGCCAGCACUUUAGAAUGGAACUGCUUUCUGGCAGGCUGUUAUUUUUCCUACUUAAUGUAACUGAAUGUGUCUCAGUGGGACCUGGAUUUUACUAUUGAGUGUUGUUCUGAGAUCUACCAGGGAAACUGACAAUAUGUCUAGCCACAUGUCAGAUUUCAAAAUUAAAUCUAAAAAAAUCUGUUUGCUCUUUUGUGAAAUGGAUUUCAGUGCAGAAUUCUACUGGAGCAGCACUAUUAACUGAUGUGUUUUGAAAAAAGAAAAAGUUUUCCCAUGACAGUAUCCCUUUAACUCCCUGCGCCGGCUCCAGGUAGGUCCCCUUUAAAGGACAAGUUUCCAUGUGAGAGUAGAACAGAAAGUCCCAGCGUUGAUAACCACUUCCUAAUUUUCUUUGCUCACGGCUUCUCUUUAUUCCCAGUUAUUGGUAUUAUUGCCCCUCGAUGACAUCACAAGUACUAGAAUAUCAAAAUGAGUGGGAGGGGCUUCUAUUUACCUGGGUGGGUCAGGCCCCCUACUAAUGGUACAACUGACACCGGAAAUCAAAUGGUUAAUUAUAUGUAAGUUAUCAGCCCCUCUUUCUGGAGCAUGGGGGGUUAAUCUGCUUCUAACAUUCCCUGUAGCUCUCAGACUGGAGGGAUAUGGAUUUUGCCUUAAAAUGUGCCCCUCCUCUUUGUACAUAUGCAUUAACCCUUUAUGCACCAGGUGCUGGCAGAGAACAACCAGUUGCAUCGAUUUUUCCACGUUGGUGGCCGUGACUGGUACUUAAAGGGUUAAAUAGAUGUACCGCCCCUUAAUUGUACUUGACUGUGCACAUCAAAACUGUCAGAUUUAAACAAAAACAUGAAACAGGCAUGAAAGUGCCUGUUUUGUUUCUUAUUAACACUUUCUCUCCCAGCACUUUACUCCGUGUAAAUACUUCCUGCGAGUAACAAUUCCUUCAUUUCUUUGUUUUCUUUCAAUAAAACCCAGGUGUAUAAUGAAAACACCAACUGUCAA